GUAUUAUCCUUUUUAAAGUGGCGCUACGAACAUGUUUGCUUUAUCAAAGCGAGCAUUAAUAGGAGGAAGUGCGUUACAGAGGUUCCGGUGUAGGACUAGUGUGGAGAUAACUGGUACAACAUGGAUAUCAGACCAAAUCACACCGUCUACAUCAACAACCUGAAUGAUAAAGUUAAAAAAGAAGAAUUGAAGAGGUCCCUCUAUGCGCUCUUCACCCAGUUCGGCCAAAUCCUUGAAGUUGUGGCUAUGAAAACCAUGAAGAUGAGGGGUCAAGCAUUUGUCGUAUUUAAAGAGCUUUCGGCAGCCACAAAUGCACUAAGACAGCUACAAGGGUUUCCUUUUUACAACAAACCCAUGCGAAUCCAGUAUGCUAAAACAGACUCCGACAUGGUUGCAAAGUUGAAAGGCACAUAUGGAGACAAAGAAAAGAAAAAAGAGAAGAAGAAGAAAGCUCAGGAACAAGCAGCCAAUGCCAACAAGAAAGCAGUGAAUGCAGUGAACACACAACCACCUCCACCAGCUACAGUUCAGGUUCCUGAUAAUCCACCCAACUACAUUCUGUUUCUGACUAACCUGCCUGAAGAGACCAAUGAGAUGAUGCUGUCCAUGUUGUUUAACCAGUUUCCUGGCUUUAAAGAGGUGCGUUUGGUUCCUGGUAAGCAUGAUAUCGCCUUUGUGGAGUUUGACAGUGAAGCUCAAGCAGGAGUUGCUAAAGAUGCACUACAGGGCUUCAGGAUCACUGCCACGUGUGCCAUGAAGAUCACUUAUGCUAAGAAGUGACCUCACAUUCAAAUUCACAGAGGUCAUUUUUGGACUGAAACGCAGCCCUGCUCAAUAAGUUUUGCCCCCCACCCUUUUAAUGUGCUACUCUUCGUUUAGUUUUUAUGUAAAAAAUUUGUACAGCCUUUUUGUUGGAGAGAAACUGCCACAAAGGAUGGGCUGAUUGUGGGCCUUUUUUUAGUUUUUGGUGGAUUAUUAAAGGACUUUUGUAGCA
Molecule: messenger RNA, 994 nt
Organism: Trichomycterus rosablanca
Lineage: Eukaryota; Metazoa; Chordata; Actinopteri; Siluriformes; Trichomycteridae
Gene: snrpb2
Product: small nuclear ribonucleoprotein polypeptide B2
Exons: 8
Coding region: 121-780 (219 amino acids)
Biological process (GO): mRNA splicing, via spliceosome
Cellular component (GO): U1 snRNP
Molecular function (GO): U1 snRNA binding
Source: RefSeq, a predicted model, not a curated record